AUGAAGUCCGGCCGGAAGAGGGAGAGGCCCAGUGAGUCCAUGUCCUUGGGCCCCAGAGCUCCAGCAUCCAGCAGAACGUGCCAGUUGUUCUGCUGUGCCAUGGCCAUCCACUGGUACGAGUACUUGGCCCCGGUGACCCUCGACUGCACAGGGAAGACGAAAAGGCCCACGGCGGAGUCUCUCUUCCGCCUCUUCUUCUUGCCCCUGGCGAUCUGCUUCCGGAGCUCCAUGGAGCAGAGCUUCAGCGUGGGCCACCUGAACCAGGCGCUGGAGACCUUGGCCCCCUUCUCCUUCGCCCGCUGGGCCAUCCAGUUCACCGACUGGCUCUCGUGGUCGAACAUGGUGA
This is a messenger RNA of Spirodela intermedia, 346 nucleotides long. The record is from the annotation of a GenBank genome assembly. NCBI's taxonomy places the organism in Eukaryota, Viridiplantae, Streptophyta, Magnoliopsida, Alismatales, Araceae.